CGCUUACGCACUGAGCCUUUCCGGUGGGUAAACGAGCAGCAAAGAUGGCAGCGGUGGAGAGGGGCGGUGAUGGAGGUGGCAGGGUCCUGUGCCUCUUUGAUGUGGAUGGGACCCUCACGAAACCCCGGCAGAAAAUCACUCCGGAGAUGGAUGAAUAUAUACAACGUUUAAGGGAAAAGGUGAAAAUUGGAGUUGUGGGCGGUUCUGAUUUCGAUAAAAUCAAGGAGCAGCUCGGAGCUGAUGUUGUUUGCAAAGUCGAUUACGUAUUCGCUGAAAAUGGCUUAGUUGCAUAUAAAGCUGGCAAGUUUUUUGCGAAACAAACCAUCCAGAGCCUUGUUGGUGAGGAUAUUCUGCAAGACCUGAUCAAUUACUGUCUAAAUUAUAUGGCCAAGAUUAAGCUGCCUAAAAAAAGAGGCACAUUUAUUGAAUUCCGUAAUGGAAUGCUGAACAUCAGUCCAAUUGGGAGAAAUUGCAGCCAAGAAGAACGUAUUGAAUUCUUCGAACUUGAUAAGGAGAAGAUGAUCAGAGAAAAAUUUGUGGCCGAUUUACAAAGAGAAUUUGCAGGAAAGGGCCUCACUUUUUCUAUAGGUGGACAGAUCAGUUUUGAUGUAUUUCCAAAUGGGUGGGAUAAGCGAUACUGUCUGGGAAUCCUGGAGAGUGACAACUACGAGACAAUCCAUUUCUUUGGUGAUAAAACCUCACCGGGUGGGAAUGAUUAUGAAAUCUUCAAUGAUCCAAGAACUAUAGGCCAUUCUGUGACAUCCCCAGAGGACACCAGGAGAAUCUGUGAUGGAUUGUUUUUCCACUGAGCAAUCAGCAUUCCAACAUAGUUGUGGACUUUUUUCCAAGUUCACAUCAUCUAGUUGAAGAAUUAUGUUCGAAUUGAAUAUUUUUUCCUUCUGAUUAAAUCUUUUUUUUUUCCAGAGCACUCAGCAGUAAUGCUGAAAACUGUUUUUAGUACAAAUGCAACUUUUAAUUUUUUUAAUGGUGUAAUACUGAAUAACUAGGUGGGUUCUGAGUGUCAUCUCAAAGUACAAGAAAAGAUUAAAUCUGAAAAUAACCAGUAGAUUUUUAUGGCUGAAUGGAGUCUAAAGAUAUUGUUACAAUGAUUCUGCAAAUGCUGAAAAUCUGAAACAAAUACAGAGAAUGUUGGAGAAACUCUGGCAGUUUCCGUGGAAAAUGAAACAGUGUUGCGAGUCCAGUAGGACUUGACUUCAGACUUGAAGUCAGUUUUGAAGAAACAAGUCUCACUGGGCUGACUUGUUUCUCUUUUCACAGUUGCUACCUGAUCUGCUGAGUUUCUCCAGCAUUCUCUGCAUUUGUUUGUACUGGAACUACUUACCUCAAUGUACAAUAUUCAGGAAACUAAUUUAGCAUUUAGUGUACAUAAAAAUAAGGCAAUUGACAAACAGUACUCUAGAAAGAUGGUAUUCCUUUUUUCAAGUUGAUAUCAUCUGGUUAGCUAAAUUACAAAUAAAGAAGCUCUAAUAGAUACUUAAUAAUUGUACAUUCAUACGGGGCUUUAUUUUAUUGCUCAACUUUUGAUUCAGUCAAGGACCUAUACUCUGCAUUUUCCCAAUUGUGCUGGUCACUGAGAUUUACAAGGAUGUAGUAAGAUAUAACUGAACUAACAGUAGCAACCCUGCAGAGAUUUUGCUAAUUAUAUCACAGGUUCUGAUUUUAGAAUAAUGUUCAUAGCCCAUCUACAGAACCAUCUAUUGGUGUGUAAUCUUCAUUUUUAAUUAUAACUGCAAUUUUCCACAAUGAUGAUUCAUAAUUAUUAGAUUUUUGGGAAGCCAUAAUGAUCUAUCUUUGAAUUAAUACAUUUCCCAAUUUGGAAAUCAUUACAUUUCCAUCUAAGGAUAGCUGUUAAUCAUAUUUACAGAAUUAUUCCUGCGCAAAAGGCUAUUUGACCCAUUGUGCCUUGCACCAACUCCACUUUCUAGCCUAUUCCUCAUAUCAUUGCAUCACACUAUCCCCAAAAGGUCCCAUACCCUCUUGAAUGCCUGAAUUGAACCCCGUUUGAAUAGUGAUGAGCAAUUGCUUUUUAGAUUUCAAGAAGGUGAACAAUAUGGAUUCCAGAGUUAAUACCAGGACCAAUGUUUCUCAUAAUCUAUAAUAGAGACAUAAGAACAUGGUACAAUAACCUAACUUUCCUACCUCUAACCAUAUCUAUUAAGAUAGAUACCGUACAAAUUUUUUUAAUCAUAGAUAUUUAUCAGUGUGGGCAAAUCAUUUUAAAUGGUUGUAGCUUUUCUUGUGUUCAUUAAUUCGAAAGAGGCAGGAAUGACAAAACUAGAACUGAAUGAAAGACUUAUUUUUUAAAAAAGCAUCUAGUGAAACGUGCUGUCUUUUCUAACAUUUUAAUAAUUUUGACAUCAUACAGCAUUCAAUUUUACAUCUUCGUUGAAAUUUCUUUAUCAUAAUUGGACAUGAUCAAAGGUUUUUGUGCAUUCUGAUGUGAUUCUGUACACUGCAAAGCAUAUUAUACCUUUCAAGUCAAUAAAGCUGCGAUCAAAGUUCUUUUAGAAAAA
This is a messenger RNA of Chiloscyllium plagiosum (whitespotted bambooshark), 2534 nucleotides long. It is a transcript of the gene pmm2, whose product is annotated as phosphomannomutase 2. NCBI's taxonomy places the organism in Eukaryota, Metazoa, Chordata, Chondrichthyes, Orectolobiformes, Hemiscylliidae. Gene Ontology annotation, molecular function: phosphomannomutase activity. The record is from RefSeq and is a predicted model, not a curated record. Gene Ontology annotation, cellular component: cytosol. Gene Ontology annotation, biological process: protein N-linked glycosylation; GDP-mannose biosynthetic process; mannose metabolic process.